Emiliania huxleyi CCMP1516 is the source of this 928-nucleotide messenger RNA. RefSeq lists its product as hypothetical. The record is from RefSeq and is a predicted model, not a curated record. Lineage: Eukaryota; Haptophyta; Isochrysidales; Noelaerhabdaceae. The coding region runs from base 1 to 804 and encodes 267 amino acids. The transcript has 2 exons.
AUGCUAUUCCUGCUCGCCGCAUCGCCGCCGCCGCUCCGGCGCGCUCCGCCGGUCAUGCUAAGCUCCGCGACGACGGCCAAGUCGGCGCUGCGCGCUGCAUUGGCGGCCUCGGACGGAGAGCCCAAGGCUCCGGAGGUGCUGGCAGCCAUCACAGAGCUGGAGCCGUUUAGUAUACCCGAGCCGGCGCUAUCGCCGCUGUGGGCCGGCGACUGGCGGGUGAUCACCAAGCCCGACUUUCCUGACUCGCUUGGCCGGGACGCCGCCGGCCGUUACAAGUUCUCGCUCGGCCGGGCCUCGUUCAACAUGUUUGCACCGCAGAUGCUGCCGGUUGCCAUCGACUCGAUCCUCAACCCGUCGUCCGCGCCGGCUCCCGGCUCGCCCGGGGCAUACGAGGUGAUCGUCAAGUUGGACUUGCUGCUUCCCGACGCGUCGCCGCUGGCCGCAACCAUGGAGAACGUCGCUGAGUGCACGCCGGUCGACGGCAACCCGGGACGAAUGGCCGUCAAGUUCGGCGGCGGCUGCCUCAGGCCGGCGGACGGCGCACCCUCCGAGGCGUGGCGCGACACCUUUGCCGCGCCGGGCUCGAGCGCCGAUCUCUCGCGCAUGCAGCGCUUCCAGUUGUGGGUGGCGCGUCGGCUCUUCGGGCUGCGGCGAGCGGAGGAGGUCACCGCCGACGGCACCAUGACGUACGAGAUGCCCCGGGCGCCAGAGGGCUACCUCGACAUCCUCUUCCUCGACGAAGACCUGAGGGUGACGCGCGGCAACAGAGGCUCCAUCGUCAUCGCCGAGCGGCUGCCGGGCUGAUGCGCCGAGGGGCCAUGGGCGGAAGCGUGCAGCGUGUGGUACACGAAAAAAGGAAGAAGGCACAAACAGCGAAAAUGGGUAGAAUAUGUGGUUUUGCUUCGAUAAAUGUGGAGAAGCGACAAAA